AUGUCGAACUUUCGAAAAGCUUUUAUUGCGGCUAUUGUGAAGAGCUUGCUUCGUGGCAAGUCUCUGAUACAGGCUCUACUGUCCUUUUGGGUAAACCCAGGAUCAGCCAAAGGUGGCAAGGGAAAGCCAACCAAAACAUUACAAGAGUUUCUCAAGGAUGCUGAAGCAGCUCUUCUCGGACCUGUUAGUGGCGAUGGCCUCCAGGAGCUUUCUGCUGGCCUGAAAAAGCAAUUCAUCGAACGUCUGCAAAUAGAUGAGCAGUGUAUGCUACCGUCUUACAGCCAUCAGCUGCCCCUUGGAAGCGAAUGUGGACAGUACCUCGCCUUGGAUGUUGGUGGUUCGACGUUGAGAGUCGCCGUGGUUGAGUUACGGGGUCGUGGAGUCGAUGCUGAUAAGCAGAGUGAAAUUAUCAGCAUGCACAACUACCGCAUUGGCAAGGAAAUCAAGGAUCUGGAGGGAAUGGCAUUCUUCAACUGGAUGGGACAAAAGAUUGCUGAGACCCUAGCUGAGAGCGGCAAGCACGAGAACAGUCUCGAAAAACCUCUUCCUGUUGCCUGCGCUUGGAGCUUCCCCAUUGAACAAACUUCCAUGGGAAGCGGCAAGCUGUUGCCAAUGGGCAAGGCAUUUUUAGCAGAUCAAGGGUUGCUGGGUGAGGAUCUGGCCGAGAUUAUCAAGCAGUCUUGCAAGAAUUCUGGCCUCCAUGUUGAGCUACGAGCCAUCCUCAACGACUCCAGUGCUUGCCUGUUGUCACGAGCCUACUCGUACACGUCUACCCGCUUCGGUUUGAUCUUGGGCACUGGCGUGAACCUGGCGGCGUACCUGCCCGUGCUAGGCGUUGGCAAGAAGAAAUUUGGUGUCCGACCAGAUGGAUGGUUUGAUGAAGCCAGCCACAUUAUCGUCAACACCGAAUUAGGCAUGUUUGGGCACAACAUCUUACCACUGACAAGAUGGGAUCGUGCGUUGACGAAGCAACACCCUCGCCCUGACUUCCAACCUCUCGAACAUCUGGUUAGCGGCAUGUAUCUGGGCGAGAUUGUUAGAUUGGCCCUACUUGAGGCUAUUGAGACCACUGGUCUGCUAGGUGGCGUCGUGCCUCCUUCACUGAAGACCGGAUACUCACUGGGGACUGAUACCAUCUCCAUGAUUGAAAGUGACACAUCGUCCAACCUUGAACGUGCCAUCAAGAUCUUCUCAGAGCGACACCCAUCAUCCUAUAGACCGACCACCUCUGACCUUAUCGCCAUCAAAGCCAUCUCAUCAUUUGUUUCCGUCCGAUCCAGUGCUAUUGUUGCCACCUGUGUCUACACCUUGUGGGACUUGCGUUUGGACUUUGAGCAACAAUACGUCGACACAUUGCCGGAGUCGUCACCGGAGCGUGAGCGAGUUGAAGCCGAUAUGAAGCUGGAGAGCACCACGGUGGCAUUCAACGGCAGUGUUAUUGAGAACUACCCCGGAUAUCUUGCCAACUGCCAACGCUACCUUGAUGAGUUGAUGGAGAGCAAGAGUUUACCGGAGCCACGAAGUAUCGGCCUUGUUGCCGCAAAAGAGAGCUCAUUGAUGGGCGCUGCAGUUGCACUGGCAUGUGUUGAGCGAGAUGAUUAA
This is a messenger RNA of Pochonia chlamydosporia 170, 1602 nucleotides long. RefSeq names its product hexokinase-1. Bases 1 to 1602 code for a protein of 533 amino acids. The transcript has 3 exons. Gene Ontology annotation, cellular component: cytosol; mitochondrion. Gene Ontology annotation, molecular function: D-glucose binding; ATP binding; glucokinase activity. The record is from RefSeq and is a predicted model, not a curated record. Gene Ontology annotation, biological process: glucose 6-phosphate metabolic process; intracellular glucose homeostasis; glycolytic process. NCBI's taxonomy places the organism in Eukaryota, Fungi, Ascomycota, Sordariomycetes, Hypocreales, Clavicipitaceae.